CAGAGGGAGUUCUGCUCCACCGCUGCCAUGGAGCCUCGGCUGUGUACUGGAUCUGUACUGAUUGGAGUUUACCUGUGGGCGACAUUCUGCUGUCAAGGCUGCCAUGGCGGUGUGUACCAGAGGAAGCUGUACAAUGACCUGAUGGUGAACUACAAUCGGCUGGAAAGACCCGUCCAAAAUGACUCUGCACCCAUCGUGGUGGAACUGGGCCUCACACUGCUGCAAAUCAUCGACGUGGAUGAAAAGAACCAAGUGUUGAUCACAAAUGCCUGGCUGCAGCUGUAUUGGACAGACAUUUACCUUUCAUGGAACCCAGAGAGCUACCCCGGGGUUCAGAACCUACGCUUCCCUUCCAAUCUGGUCUGGGUGCCAGAUAUCCUCCUCUACAACAGUGCUGAUGAGAGGUUUGAUGCAACGUUCCACACAAAUGUGUUAGUAAAUGCUUCGGGAUCCUGCCAGUACAUCCCGCCAGGCAUCCUGAAGAGCACCUGCUACAUCGAUGUACGCUGGUUCCCAUUCGAUGUGCAGAAGUGUGACCUGAAGUUUGGCUCCUGGACCCACAACGGCUGGCUGCUGGACCUGCAGAUGAUGGACGUGGACAUCUCUACCUACAUACCCAACGGGGAAUGGGAUCUCGUAGGUGUGCCGGCUAAGCGUAACGAGCUUUACUACGACUGCUGUAAGGAGCCCUACCCUGAUGUGACGUUCACGGUCACCAUGCGCCGCAGGACACUUUACUACGGCCUCAACCUGCUCAUCCCCUGUGUGCUCAUCUCUGGUCUGGCUCUGCUGGUCUUCCUGCUCCCUGCUGACUCUGGAGAGAAGAUCUCACUGGGCAUCACAGUGCUGCUGUCUCUAACUGUGUUCAUGUUGCUGGUAGCAGAGAUCAUGCCUGCCACUUCAGACUCUGUCCCUCUGAUUGCUCAAUACUUUGCCAGCACCAUGAUGAUUGUGGGCUUGUCGGUGGUGGUAACAGUCCUGGUCCUGCAGUUCCACCACCAUGAUCCUCAGGGAGGGAAGAUGCCUAAAUGGGUCCGAGUCAUCCUCCUCAAUUGGUGCGCUUGGUUUCUCCGCAUGAAGAAACCUGGAGAAGAAAACAAAACAGCAGUGAGCUCCAGUAGCCCCCCAAACUACAAGUACUCCCACCCUCCUCCUCACCACAUCAGCACCAGCAGCAUCCAGAUGAGCACCAUGUCGGGACAGGCGUCCAACCAGGCAGCCACGACCAACGGGAACAUGAACCUGUACUUCGGCUACCACUCGAUGGGCACCGACAACCCCGCUUUCCCACCGAGCACUGAUUCAGGUGUGGUGGUGUGCGGCGGCGGAGGAGGCGGCGGCGGCGGCCACCCCAACGGCCCCUCCCAGCAUGACAUCCAAUCAGAACAGGUGCAAACUUUCCUGCUGGAGCAGGUUCCGGAAAUUUCCCGGAUCCUGGAGGAAGUGCAGUACAUUGCCAGGCGCUUCCGGGACCAGGACGAGGGAGAGGCCAUCUGCAGCGAGUGGAAGUUCGCAGCGGCCGUGGUGGAUCGGUUAUGCCUGGUGGCCUUCUCGCUCUUCUCCAUCAUCUGCACCUUCACCAUCCUCAUGUCGGCUCCCAAUUUCAUCGAGGCGGUGUCCAAAGACUUCACAUAAGGCCG
Molecule: messenger RNA, 1640 nt
Organism: Chelmon rostratus (copperband butterflyfish)
Lineage: Eukaryota; Metazoa; Chordata; Actinopteri; Chaetodontiformes; Chaetodontidae
Product: neuronal acetylcholine receptor subunit alpha-7-like
Exons: 10
Coding region: 28-1635 (535 amino acids)
Biological process (GO): nervous system process; signal transduction; chemical synaptic transmission
Cellular component (GO): neuron projection; synapse; postsynaptic membrane
Molecular function (GO): acetylcholine-gated monoatomic cation-selective channel activity; transmembrane signaling receptor activity
Source: RefSeq, a predicted model, not a curated record